UCCAGAUCGCAAGCUCAAACAGCGCCGACCCAACUGAUCGUGUUGAAGAAGAAAAAAGCUGAUAUCAUUGAGCAUCGAACCCACCCACGCACCCCACGUACCCGGCAGGCACCCCGCAAAAGCAAAGAGAAAUGUACGCAGACAUCACCGAGCCGCCAGCCCCGCUCCCGGCGCCGCGGCUGUCGGAGCUCCGGCCCGGAGUGCACCUGCUCCGCCCGCUGUCCCGGCGGGGCCAUGGCCCGGGCCUCGUGGUGCUCACGCCCGACGCCGACGACGACGACAAGCGGCUGCUGGGCAUCGUCGAGGGCGUGCCGUGGCCGCUGCUCAAGUGGGCCGAGGAGGGGUAUGCCGUCGUUGGGAUACAGAUUUCCGCCGUCAAGGGCGGCAACGACGACGCCGCCGUGCUGGACGCGGCGUUAAAGGCGCUGGAGGCGUGCGAAGAGUGUGACGGGCAGGGCAAGAUUGGUGUCGUUGCGUAUGACUCUGAGGCGUGGAACCUCGUCGCGCCGUCACUAUCCCGCUUUGCUGCGAUUGUCGCGGGCAUCGUGCACGCCGACGACAAGACCGCCCUCGAGUCGCUCAACAAUCCCACCGUUCCAGUGCUGCAGCACCUGGCAGGCCACACGCCCGGCAAGCGCCAGGAGCAAACGACGUCCUCGGCCCCGUUGGCGGUGGCAAAAACCCAUUACUAUCCGAUGGUCGCGUCAGGGCGCUUCGCCGUCCCCUUCCAGCCCGACUUCUCCGCCAACGCCGAGUCCGUCGCCCACUCGCGUAGCCUCGCCUUCCUCAAGCCCCUCGUCGGCGGGCCGUAUUUUGACCUCGAGGCCAUCUGGGACGAGCACACGUACUACGAGUUUGCAGACCGCUCCGUGGAGCACACCAUGAGCACCAUGGUGCAGGAGCCCUACGUGAACCACGUGCCCACGCUGACGGGCGGCAUCGGGCGGGAGCGCCUGUCCGCCUUUUACCGCGACAAUUUCAUAUUCAACAACUCGGCCGACACGGAGCUCGAGCUCAUCAGCCGCACCGUCGGCGUCGACCGCGUGAUUGACGAGUUCAUCUUCAAGUUUACCCACGACCAGGAGAUUGACUGGCUGCUUCCCGGCGUCCCGCCCACCGGUCUCAAGGCCGAGGUCCCGUUCACGGCCGUCGUCAACAUCCGCGGCGACAGGCUCUACCACGAGCACAUCUCCUGGGACCAGGGCACCGUCUUGCGCCAGCUGGGCCUGCUGCCCGAGUACCUGCCGUUCCCGUAUGCGCUUCCCGAUGGUAGGACGGCGGCGGCGGGCAGGACAUUUGAGUACCGGGUGCCGGUGCUGGGCGCGGAGACGGCGUCCAAGAUGCGGGACAAGAACAGCGUGGCGUCCAACGCGCUCAUCGGCGGGACGAUUCGCGAGGUGUAGGGCGCGGCCAUUGACUGGCUAAUGCUGUGACUCGAAACGGACGCCAGUAUGUGCCUGGACGGCCGGCUGG
Molecule: messenger RNA, 1473 nt
Organism: Purpureocillium takamizusanense
Lineage: Eukaryota; Fungi; Ascomycota; Sordariomycetes; Hypocreales; Ophiocordycipitaceae
Product: Carboxymethylenebutenolidase
Exons: 4
Coding region: 132-1403 (423 amino acids)
Biological process (GO): polyketide metabolic process
Source: RefSeq, a predicted model, not a curated record